Capsaspora owczarzaki ATCC 30864 is the source of this 1764-nucleotide messenger RNA. Its product is annotated as histidyl-tRNA synthetase-PB. Gene Ontology annotation, cellular component: cytoplasm; mitochondrion. The transcript has 8 exons. The coding region runs from base 32 to 1645 and encodes 537 amino acids. Gene Ontology annotation, molecular function: histidine-tRNA ligase activity; ATP binding. Lineage: Eukaryota; Filasterea; Ministeriida; Capsasporidae. The record is from RefSeq and is a predicted model, not a curated record. Gene Ontology annotation, biological process: mitochondrial translation; histidyl-tRNA aminoacylation.
UUUUUUUUUUUUUUUUUUUUGUAUUUUCAGUAUGGCUUCCACUACUGCUGCUUCCACUGCUGCUGCUGCUGCUGCUGCUGCGCCUGCUGCCGCCGAUCCCGCCGUCGCCAAGCUCAACACCCUCAUCAAGGACCAAGGCGAAGUUGUCCGCAAGCUCAAGGCCGACAAGAAGGACAAGGCCGAGAUUGACGCCGCUGUUGCCGUCUUGUUGCGGUACAAGGCUGAGCUCAAAGAGCUCCAGGACGAGCACAGCAAGGGCUUUGUCCUCAAGGCACCCAAGGGCACCCAAGACUUUGACCCCACCCAGAUGGCCAUCCGUGAACGUGUGUUUGGCACCAUCAUUAGCGUGUUCAAGAAGCACGGCGCCGUGACGAUUGACACCCCCGCUUUUGAGCUGAAGGACACCCUCCUCGGCAAGUACGGCGAGGACUCCAAGCUCAUCUACGAUCUCGCCGAUCAAGGAGGCGAGCUGUGCUCCCUGCGCUACGAUCUCACGGUGCCGUUCGCACGCUACGUCGCCAUGAACAAGAUUCGCCAAAUCAAGCGUUACCACAUUGCCCGCGUUUACCGACGAGACAACCCGCAGAUGAACCGUGGUCGUUUCCGCGAGUUUUACCAAUGCGAUUUUGACAUUGCCGGCGAGUACGACGCAAUGAUUCCCGAUGCCGAGUGCGUUGCCGUCGUGUACGACGUUCUGUCUGCUCUCCAACUCAACAACUUUGUGAUCAAGAUUAACCACCGCAAGAUUCUCGAUGGCAUUUUCGCACUCUGUGGCGUACCAGCGGAAAGCUUCCGUGCGAUUUGCUCUGCCGUCGACAAGUUGGACAAAGCUCCGUGGGAGGAGGUUCGCCAGGAAAUGGUCGGGGAGAAGGGCCUCGAUCCUAAAGUCGCCGACAAGAUUGGCGAGUUUGUGCUGCUAAAAGGCGGCCAGGACCUCAUCAAGAAGCUGCUGGAAGAGAGCGAGUUGAGCAAGAACGAAAUGGCCAAGGAGGGUCUCAAGCUUUUGACCACGCUCUUUGAGUACUUGGAAAUCUACAACGUGCUCGACCGCGUGUCCUUUGACCUGUCGCUUGCCCGUGGUCUGGACUACUACACUGGCGUCAUUUACGAGGCUGUUCUUGAGGGCGCCCAGGUUGGCUCGGUUGCUGGCGGUGGCCGCUACGACGACCUUGUUGGCAUGUUCGCGGGCAAGGGCAGCGUACCGUGCGUUGGUGUCUCGCUCGGCAUUGAGCGUCUCUUUGCCAUCAUUUUGGCGCGUGAGACCGGCAACGGCACUGUGAAGGUCAAGACCAGCUCGACGCAGGUGCUCGUUGCCUCGGGCCAAAAGGGCCUGCUGAAGCAGCGCAUGGACCUGUUGUCCGAGAUGUGGAAGGAAGGCAUUGCUGCGGAGAUUCUGUACAAGAACAACCCCAAGAUUCUCGACCAGUUCCAGUACUGCGAGGACCACAUGAUUCCCCUGUGCUUGACGAUUGGCGAGGACGAAAUCAAGGCUGGCCAAGUCACUCUUCGUGUUGUCGCCACCCGCCAGGAAACCAAGGUUGCGCGUGCCAACCUUGCCGAGGAGGUGCGACGAGCCUUGCGCGAGUUGCCUGCUGCGGCUGCAGCUGCUCCCACUUCUGCCGCAGCUGCUCCUGAGCGUGCUUAGGAUGCUUUAUCUUGUGCUCUACUGUCUGUGAUUCGCCAAUGGUUUUUGUUUGAUUGCGAGUUUGCAGUUGUGCAUUUUGUUUUUUCGAAUCACAACGGACGAAAGCCAUUCCCCCCCCC